Centruroides sculpturatus (bark scorpion) is the source of this 511-nucleotide messenger RNA. It is a transcript of the gene Roc2, whose product is annotated as RING-box protein 2-like. NCBI's taxonomy places the organism in Eukaryota, Metazoa, Arthropoda, Arachnida, Scorpiones, Buthidae. The transcript has 3 exons. Gene Ontology annotation, molecular function: cullin family protein binding; ubiquitin protein ligase activity; zinc ion binding. Gene Ontology annotation, cellular component: nucleus; Cul5-RING ubiquitin ligase complex. The record is from RefSeq and is a predicted model, not a curated record. Bases 35 to 379 code for a protein of 114 amino acids. Gene Ontology annotation, biological process: protein ubiquitination; ubiquitin-dependent protein catabolic process.
UCUGCGUAUCUGGCAACGCUGAGGUGUCGUUAAGAUGGCGAAGGAACCGGAUGAUGUUUCUUUAGAUGACGACGAAUUAAUAGACAAAGAUUUGGAUGGAAAUGGACAAAAACCAGACAAAAUGUUUUCUUUAAAAAAGUGGAAUGCUGUGGCAAUGUGGAGCUGGGACGUAGAAUGCGAUACUUGUGCUAUAUGUAGAGUUCAAGUUAUGGAUGCAUGUUUAAGAUGUCAAGCAGAAAACAAACAGGAUGAUUGUGUUGUUGUAUGGGGUGAAUGUAAUCACUCAUUUCAUAAUUGUUGUAUGUCUCUCUGGGUUAGACAAAAUAAUAGAUGCCCUCUUUGUCAGCAGGAUUGGGUAGUCCAGAGAAUUGGCAAGUGAAGUUUCAAGUUAUUGAAAAUUUAACAAAAUGUAAUGAACUUUUCUUAUUUUUCAUAUAUUUAUUAACUUUGUGCAGUAACAUAUUGAUAUUUAUGAUUUCUAGAACAUUACCAUAAUUAAAAAUUAUUGUAA